This is a messenger RNA of Aspergillus novofumigatus IBT 16806, 1440 nucleotides long. RefSeq lists its product as uncharacterized. The record is from RefSeq and is a predicted model, not a curated record. The coding region runs from base 1 to 1440 and encodes 479 amino acids. The transcript is spliced from 3 exons. Lineage: Eukaryota; Fungi; Ascomycota; Eurotiomycetes; Eurotiales; Aspergillaceae.
AUGGGUAGCAUUGGUCUUUCCCAUAUACCGCAGAUCUGUGUGGGGGCCUCUAGAAAAGCAGGUGUGCAAGUUCCCAUAACAAGUGCACCGCGUGAUGAUAGACUGUCUGAUCAGGAUGCCUAUCUCUCUGUGUUGUUAAGCUACACUGGAGGGGCACACACACUCCCUUACUCAUUGAACUUUAUGUGUCCUCAUCCGGUAUUGAUUCCCACUCAAUUUGUGACAGAGCUAGAGCAUUUCCAUGUGGCACUUGCACGCGCUUUGACGAAUAUAGUGCAAAGAUGGUAUGCAGACAAAGAGGCUGACUUCCCUUCAAGAAUGCCCCUUGAGAGUCGCGAAGAACAGCUGCUUCAGUGGAUAUAUCAAUGCAGCGAAGACAACACAUUCCCUGCGUAUGAGGGACACCAGGGGAACUGGCGACCGGACCUACUCCUCCCUGCCGACGACCCCGAAGGAUUCAAAAUAUGCGAAAUCAAUGCUCGGUUCGCAUCCAAUGGCAUUGACUUGAAUGCUUGGAUUUACAGGUCCUUGGAAAAGCUGGGCCCUAACCCACGCUGGCUUGACAUCGCAGCAGAUCCUGGCCAGAUGCUGGAUCGCUAUUUCGACCUUUUCGACCCGGCCCUGCCUAUUCAUCUUGUUCGAGUUAGAGAAGAAACUCCGCUGGUCGAGUCCUUUAUAGAUUUCGCGGAGGAGAGGACGCGAAUGAGACCCCGUAUCGUGGCCCCAGCCGAUCUGCGUCUUGUGCCCGACGCUACUUCACCAACCGGGUAUGCCCUACAUUGCACUCGUGAUAGCGAAUCACUUCCAUCGAGAGAUGUGCAGAACGCGGGCCUUGAGCGUAUCUACCAAGUGAGACUCCAGCUGUUUCUCGAUGAAUUUGCGUCGCUCUCGUCGGAAAUUCAACAACACUUGGCGCUCUGCAGCGCACAGGAUAUUCGCACUAUGCUUCUCAUCCACGACAAGCGCAUUCUGGGAAUUCUUCUCCAAGAAUUAGACGACCUCGUCAUUAAGCACCACGUCUUGGUGAAGGAGCAGGCUGACCUGCUCCGAAAGAGGAUGAUACCCACUGCCAUCCCUGGGUCAAAGGAGCUGCAACAAAUCGUUAACAUGUACUACCAAGGAAAGGUAUCUAAGGAUGAGUUUAUUAUCAAACCAAUCCGCUCAGGUCGUGGGGAAGGAGUAAAGUAUGGGGAAGAUCUGGCGGUUUCUGACAGAGCACUUUAUGUUCUACAGCCAGUGAUCGACCAGGCGGAAACAGAGAUGUUUUUGGAUGAGGAAAUGAAGGUGCAGCGAUGCCGACUAGUCGGCACGUAUCACAGUGUACAUGGCGACUUCACUGCACUAGGGGCAUGGAGGAUCGGCAUGUCAAAUGACAGAACAACUAAUAUGGCGAAUGGACGGGCCUGGAAGUUGGGAAGCAUGGUCUUGAACAAGGACUAG